Rhododendron vialii is the source of this 1221-nucleotide messenger RNA. RefSeq lists its product as uncharacterized. The transcript has a single exon. The record is from RefSeq and is a predicted model, not a curated record. The coding region runs from base 1 to 1221 and encodes 406 amino acids. NCBI's taxonomy places the organism in Eukaryota, Viridiplantae, Streptophyta, Magnoliopsida, Ericales, Ericaceae.
AUGGGCGACCAAACAGGAGCAAUUGGUGGGGAACAGGGCUCCCCAUUGGUGGAGUGUUUUAUUCCAAAUGAGUAUGAGUCCACUUCGUGCAUAGUCAUGCCCACGGUAAGAGCCAACCAAUACGAGAUAAGGCCAGGCACUUUACAGAUGUUGCCCUCAUUUUAUGGGAAACCAAACGAGGAUCCUUAUGAUAACUUGAACCAAUUCAUGGAAACGAGCAAAAUUAUUUGCAUUCGUGACUUUGAUAAGGAUGCAUUGAAAUUACUCCUUUUCCCAUUCUCGUUGAAGGAUAAGGCCAAACAGUGGUUGAACUCCUUACCGGCAAACUCCAUCACCUCUUGGACUCAGAUGUGCGAAGAGUUCCUAAAGAAAUAUUUCUCCAUCGGUAAGACAACCCUUCAUAGACAAGAGAUCACCGGAUUUACCCAACACGAUGGAGAACAGUUUCAUGAAUCUUGGGAGAGAUUCAAUGACCUUCUUAGGACGUGUCCUCACCAUGCUAUCCCCAAGUGGCAGCUUGUUCAAUCUUUUUACCAGGGUUUGAUGGAACCACAUCGCCAACUGGUAGAUUCUUCUAGUGGUGGGACCUUCCUGCAUAAGAAUGUGAACGAUGCAUGGAAGUUAUUCGAAAACCUUAGUGAAAACUCUCAACAUCGUGCAUCUUCCCUUAGACAUUCGAGAGGGGCAGCGUCUAGUUCUUCCAAACAGAGAGGGGUCUAUGAGGUUCAGCCCUCUAAUGACCUUACACAUCAAGUAGCUGCCUUGACCAAAACAUUGAAAGAGUUAAUCACUUCGGGUCAACAUCCUCUCCCUGUGGGACAUCAUCCACCCACUUUUCAGGAGGUGUGUGGGAUUUGUGCUAGUCCCAUGCAUUACAUCACUGAUUGCCCCUCUGCCUCCCAAUAUCCAGAGUUUGUGCAAGAGCAAGUUAGUGCUGCACAAGGGUUCUCCAGGCCAAGCUACGACCCAUUUUCUCCUACAUACAAUGCUGGUUGGAAAGAUCACCCAAACUUUUCUUGGAGGACGCAAAAUCAAGGCAGUCCCUCCUCUUUGCAACAGAGAUCGCACAACCUAAGUGGUUUCAACCAACCAAAGCCCAAUUACCCAAGCAAAUUUAAUCAAAUGGCUUCCCAAAGGGCACCACAGCCCUUCCAACAAGCACCUCCUCCUUCUCAGGUGCCCCAGCCUCAACGGUCUCCCAAUUUUGACGAGACCAUGUGA